UUUUUUUUUUUCUUCCUUGGCCGCUUUCGGUCUUUGGUCGAUGCAAAAAAAUGUAUACAUGUCGUUUUGGUUCGGAAAAAACGACAAAAAAACAAAAACGAAAUUGCGAACGACGACCACGACCACGACCAAUCAUCAGCCGCGCCGCUGCGGCGGGCGGCGGCAAGGACAGCAGCAAUGGCGGGGGCGGCGACCCCAACAAGCGUCACCGCGCCGACCCUAACGCCAAGCUUGACGGCACGGCCGCCGCGGCCGCCGGCGGCGACAAGAACUCGAGGGGCCGCAGGGGCGGCGUUCGCCAGAGGGAGCGCGAGGAGCGGAAGCGCGAGCGCGCGGACAGCAGGGACAGCCGCGAGCCCCCCGCCGGCGGGCGCAACCCCAAGCAGCGCGGCAAGGAAGGAAGGGUUGCGGGGGGCAGUGGAAAGGACUCCUUCGCCGGCGGUGCGGGGGGACCCCCGUUCCGGGACCUCGAGAACUGGGACCCCGAGAAUGCGUUGAUCAGGUCCAUGUUUUUGACGGACGAUCUCGACAAGCAUGCAAUCACCGUGGUCCUCCUCAUCCCCAACGAGAAGCGGGUGGUCGGAAUUGUCGUGGGUCGCCACGGACUUCGUCUGAAGACGAUCCUCAGUACCUCCAAGUGCACCAUCACAGUCGAGAACGACAAGUUUUGCGACAAGGAAUCGGGUGUGCGCAAGGUGGUGCUGCGGGGCUCAAUCCGCAACGUGGUGAUGGCCCAGCAGCUCAUCAUGGACCUCGUGUGGGAGGAGAUGGAGACGGCGAUCGGCGUUAUGCAGUUCAUGAUCCCCGAUGAGGCGUCGUCCCGUGUCAUCGGGCGCCAGGGGACUUUCAUCAAGCAGCUUCAGCGCGAGAGCGGGUGCAAAAUCAACACCCUGAACGACACGGAGCUCCGCUCGGGCCUCAAGGCCCGGGUGAUGAACGUGUGCGGCACGAACAGCUCCAUGAGUAAGGGCCUCUACCUCAUCGCCCGCAAGAUCGCGUCGCGCUGGGAGUACGCCCCGGAGUGGGAGGGCGGCGACCCCACCCUCCCGUCCGGCCAAGGGCUUCCCUCGGCCCCGACGGCAGCGCACUCCUUGCCUCCACCGGACUCCUCCAGCAUGGACGCCGACUCUGGCAGGGACAGCGGCGGCCGGCGCCAGCGGGGACAGCGCAGUCGCGGCGGGCGCGACCGCGGGGACGACAUUGACCGGUACGACAGAGACGGUGGCCGCAACGGUCGCAGCGGUGAGUCUGACCGCCGCGGCGGCGGCGGGAGCGACCGCGGCGGUGGCGGGAGCGACCGCGGCGGUGGCAGGUACGGCAGGGGUGGGCGCGAUUCUCACGACAGCGGCGGCGGGCGCGACGGAUCCUCCAAGUCUUCCCGCAGCGCAGCUCCCCCGCUACAGACUACCUCGGCGCCGUGGAUCACGGACCAGCCGAGCGCCGCUGCCCCCCCGGCGCCCGUGCCGGCGCCGGCCCCGGUGGGGUCGAGCGCGGCGGCGGUGGCUGCGGCCGCUUCGGCGGAGGCGUGGCAGCGUCUCCUGGGCCAGAUCCCGGCCACAGCCAGGGAGAGCCUGGGGUUCGGCGCGAUGCCGGUGCCGGCGACGGCGGCGGCGGCCGCCGACAUGUUCGGCCAGUUGUCGGGAAGGGCGGCGAUGGCUUCGGCCGCGCCGCCGCAGCAGCUGCACCAAGCUCCACAGCAGGUAUCAUGGCAGCCGCCUCCCCUCCAGCAGGCUCCGCAGAUGUCUCAGCCGAGCCCCGCCCCCGCGGCGGGUAACCCGGCCAUCUUCCUCCCUCCUACCUCCCUCGCCCCGUCGCAGCCUCAGCAGUACGUACAGAUGCAAGCUGCGACCGCGGCCGCGAGCCAGGACCAGACUCAAUCGGGGUCGCAGGUGCUCUACCAGCCCACUGUAUCGGCGCUCCAGUCUGCUCAGCCCCAACAGCAGCAGGCGCUGUACACAACGACCUCGCAGCAGCCGCAGCAGCAGCCACAGCAGCAACCCGCGGCGAUGCCGACCCACUCCCCGCAGCAGCAGGCCCCGGUGGGGGUUCCCCAGCAGCCGCCGCAUGGGUAUCAGUCCACCCAGCAGCCGCAGCAGCUGCAGCAGACGACGGUGUUCUCCACAACCCCCCCCACUGGGCUGUCCACGGGCCAGGUAGUCUCGAUGGCGCCACCGCCGGCCCAGCAGGUGAUGAUCCCUGGCCAACAGCCGCAGCAGCAGCAGCAGCAGCAGCAGCAACAGCAGACGGUCUACCGGCCUCCCACCCAGGGACAGCAGCCGCCGCAGCAGCAGCAGCAGCAGCAGCAGGCCGCUCCUCCUCAGGGGGGCAAUGUGCAGGCUUCCUCCCCGCAGCACAAGCCCAUGCAGCAAGGCUACCAGCAGCAGCAGCAGCAGCAGCAGCAGCAGCAGCAGCAACCGCCGCAGUCCUCGCCCUCCCUGACGAGCUCUUCCCCGCCCCAGAGCGUGCCGCCCUCCGGCUCCCAGCAGCAGCCGCCGCCGCACAUCCCGCAGUACCUGCAGCAGCCACAGCAGCAGCAGCAGCAGCAGGCUCCGCCGACGGUGGACUACUCCCGCCCUCCUCCCCAGCAGCAGCAAGACCAGCCCCGCACCGCCGCGUCCGCGUCCGCGUCCGGGGGCACCGCGGGUUCAUCGGACCCUUCCAUGGAAGUACGCAUCCCGGAGGCCUCGGUGGGGUACGUCUUUGGCAAGGGGGGCAACACCAUCGCCGACGUCAAGUCCAAGGCUGGCGUCAACAUCAGCACUGAUAGCACCGUGGACGGGACGAACUCGCGGCUGCUGCACGUGACCGGCAAGAUGUCUGCCAUCCAGCACGCCAUCACCCUCCUCAACGAUCUCGUAGUCAAGUGGCAAUCUCUCCCCCCGAAGCGGAACAACGCCACCAACAAGCAGAUCGGAGGCGGUGGAGGUGGCUUCCGCGGGGGGUCCCGUGGGGGGGACAGGAACGGUGGGGGGGGAGGGGGCACGGGCGGGGGGCGCUACUAGUAGGGUGCGGUGCUUGACUGGUUUGAAUGGUCGUUUUCCGUUGAUCUGUUGAUUGCUGUGUACGAGGAGGGAAAAAAAGGCGACAUGUUUAGGUCCGGAAGGGAUCAGAUGGAAUGGAUCGCUUGUUGUCCACAGUGCAGAAGGAGAGGGUUUCGCUAAGACGUGUUUCACGACGCGCGAAUCCCGCCUGUCCUUGCCUGUUCCGCGAUGCUAGUGUGCGGUGAGAGCGAAGCGAUGCUAGUGAUCUAGCGCAGAAGUGGAUUGAGUUGACGAAUGACCCGGUUGCGGUGGUCGCUCUUGUAGCGGAGCGGACGCACGGUCUCGUAGAUCCUCGUAGAUGCUCGCUCACUAGCUGUCACCAACGAGAGGAAAAUCUGCCUCGGAAACCGUGCUGAGUUUUCUAUGUGGAUGUGGCGUUUUUGGAGGUGGAUGGAGCGGGGAGGGGUUGGCAGACUCUUUUUUCCUUUUUUGGCUGUACCGUUAUUUUUUGCUAUCUUGAGUGCAAAAGGGAGGGGGUCGGGAGAUUCCAAUCAAAGGGAGGGAAUCGACGGAAGCAAGUCGCGGGGGCACAUGGGGUAGAUAUACGUUGGGCGUGGCCGAUCGUUGGGAGAGGUUUGAAAGGCGUUUGUUCAGGUAUGCGUACCGGUAUCGUGCGCUCCAUCUGUCUGGGGAGAAAUUUGUUUGAAUAUCUCCGUUCUACCAGCCUGUGUGUUUUCAGGCGUUGCGAAACAACUGUGUUUGCGGUGGGGAGUGCGGCCCCGUGAAUGCCCGUGGGGUACUAUGCAUACUACGGUGCGAGUCGAAAUUCCCACAUAUUUUGUGAAUGAGCUCGCAGUUUGUUGAGCAUCGUUGGGGGCAAAAAGGUGCACGAACGCACAGUCUGUUGCGGUUGCAGGGGCAUAAUAGCAGUGGCAUCAAGAACAAGUGUGUGUGGGAUUGCUUGCCCCUGCAGCAGGCGUUUCAGUAGUCACGAGGCGGAUUCGCGUGCGUACUGUUCCCCAGGAAGCAUCGAUGGAUCUUUGCGCGGUAAAGAAUUGGGGCUUGACAAGAUGAAAGGAAGUGGGGCCACGGGUACAGUUUUAAUGCUCCCUGCCGGUGGGGAGUGCAGUGGUACCGGGCGUUUCCGUUUUCGCUUGGAAUCGAAAAAAAGCGAGGAAAAUGUGGUGAACAAUAUUCUAGCGUGACGAAAACCAGACUAGGACUUCACGAGAUAUGGGUACGGCCAUAUGCCGUGUUGACUUGGAUUUGGAGGUUGAUCGUGUGGGGUACUAAUGGAAAAUUAUGAGCGUUGUUUUUUUGUUUUGAGCCGAGUUGCAUCUGGAGGGCAAUUACCUCUUGUUUUUCUAAGGUGUAACAGUUGCGAGGCAAGCACGUAAUCUUGGUGGCUUUCAACCACCGAGGAUCUGAAAGGAAGAAUGAAUACAGGAAUUAAGGAUUACCCAAGCGGUCGGGAUAGAGCAUGAGAGGGAUGAGGACAUGGAGGGGGGCGGACGCUUGACUAGCUCACUUUCUUCUGUCUUUCGGCAGGAGAGGGUAGAAUGGAACGAUUGGAUAGAGGAAAAUAGGACUUCAAUGGGAAUAUGAAGAUUACCGACGUUGUUUGCCGCUAGUCGACUAUAGCGGUUGGCGCGAGUCAAGCGAGCCGCGGUCGAUUGGGUGGUGGUGCUACGUGCUGCGGGAACAGGGACUUCUCCUUUGCAAGCGUGUUUGAAGAUAUCGUCUCCUCGAUGCGGAUAU
Molecule: messenger RNA, 4739 nt
Organism: Ectocarpus sp. CCAP 1310/34
Lineage: Eukaryota; Phaeophyceae; Ectocarpales; Ectocarpaceae
Source: the annotation of a GenBank genome assembly